Molecule: messenger RNA, 1362 nt
Organism: Gymnogyps californianus (California condor)
Lineage: Eukaryota; Metazoa; Chordata; Aves; Accipitriformes; Cathartidae
Gene: RAB7B
Product: RAB7B, member RAS oncogene family
Exons: 6
Coding region: 47-670 (207 amino acids)
Biological process (GO): endosome to lysosome transport; phagosome-lysosome fusion
Cellular component (GO): lysosome; phagocytic vesicle; late endosome
Molecular function (GO): GTP binding; GTPase activity
Source: RefSeq, a predicted model, not a curated record
CUCCCCAGGACGCCGGCUGGAACGGAGCCGAGAGCUUUGGCUGCGGAUGCCCCGGCAGGGCCCGUCCAUGGAUGCCAGUAAGAAGGUGGAUCUGAAGAUAAUUAUCAUAGGAGCUCUGGGCGUUGGCAAAACCUCCCUCCUGCACCAGUACGUGCACAAGACGUUUUACGAAGAUUACCGCACCACGCUGGGCGCCAGCAUCCUGACCAAAGUCCUCGCGGUGGACAACACCCCCCUGAAACUGCAGAUCUGGGACACGGGGGGACAGGAGCGAUUCCGGUCCAUGGUGUCGACCUUUUACAAAGGCUCAGACGGCUGCAUGCUGGCCUUCGACGUGACGGACAGGGAGUCCUUUGAGUCCCUGGACAACUGGAGAGAUGACUUCCUGGAGAAGGUCAUUCCAAGGGAGCAAGAUUUCCCCAUGGUUGUGCUGGGGAACAAAAUAGACAUCUGUGAUCGCCAGGUACCCAAGGAGAUUGCCUCAGCCUGGUGCAAGGAGAAAGACAUCCCCUAUUUUGAAGUCAGUGCCAAAAACAACAUCAACGUUGCAGAGGCUUUCGAGACCCUCGCAAAGCAGGCGUUAACAACGUAUAAAGGGAUUUUUGAGAGUUAUUUAACCGACUCCAUCAAACUCACUCCCAACGACAAGCCCAAGAAGAGCUGCUGCUGACCCUGGGCACGCUGCUGUGCUCCAGGCUGUCUGGUGCAAGCACAGCCCAGGCGUGCUGGACCCCACGAUGCCCAAGGCUGGAGCCCUGCCCGGGGGGGUCCGUGCCCCCGCCCGCCCCAGCCCGGCCGCAGAGGCUGGCCAAGCCAGGGCACAGGACGGCUGCCGCUCGACGCGCGGGGGCCAGCUGGCUGCGCACCCCGGGGCUUGCUGCUUCCCACAUCUCCGGAGCUGCUCUCCUAAACCAGCAGCCUCCCAAAUGGCCGCUGCGUCACGGUGGCCCAUCCCCCUCGAUCCGCUGCCGUCUGGCACCCAAGCGGGCGAUCCCCCUGCAGUGACGGUGCCAGGGAGCUGGGCAGUGCUCCUGAUGCCUUUCCAGAGACCAUGACCUUGGCCCCGCAGGUGACCCUUCCCGGCGUGUGGACUUGGUGGCCCUGCGGCACUCACGGUGCUUGCGGUGCGUACGGGCUGUCCUGGGGGGAGAAGUGGGGCUGGUGGCCAUGGCACAGGUCUGAGAGCAGCUGGGUCCCCUCCCGGGGUCAGCCGCUGUGGAUGUAACCAUUCCGUGCCUCAGUUUCCCCUGCUCUCAUGCAUACCCCCUGUCAAACACCUUCCACCUCCCGCCUCACUGGUGAGGAUCCUCGGUAAAGCACUUUGUCAGGGAUUCUUUUUUUAAAAAAACGAAAUUAAAUAUU